Ciona intestinalis (vase tunicate) is the source of this 1454-nucleotide messenger RNA. Its product is annotated as putative ATP-dependent RNA helicase DDX49. The record is from RefSeq and is a predicted model, not a curated record. Gene Ontology annotation, molecular function: ATP binding; RNA helicase activity; nucleic acid binding. NCBI's taxonomy places the organism in Eukaryota, Metazoa, Chordata, Ascidiacea, Phlebobranchia, Cionidae. Gene Ontology annotation, cellular component: cytosol.
AGGUGCAAUCUUUUUAAUUAGUGCAUGAUUUGUGAAUUAUGGAAUCUGAAGGCAAUUUUGCUGACUUAGGGUUAAAUGAAUGGAUUAUUCAACAUCUUGGUAACCUAGGUUUCAAUAAACCAACUCCUAUUCAAUAUAAUUGUAUUCCUCCUAUUUUACAAGGUAAAGAUUGCUUUGGAUGUUCCAAGACAGGAAGUGGAAAAACUGCAGCAUUUGCGUUACCAGUUCUACAGAAAUUGUCAGAAGAUCCUUAUGGAAUAUUCUGCUUGGUGCUAACACCUACACGAGAACUUGCAUAUCAGAUAUCAGAGCAAUUCACUUUGAUUGGAAAACCAAUUAAUAUUAGAACCAGUGUUAUAGUAGGAGGAAUGGAUAUAAUUCAACAAGCAUAUGAGUUACAAAAGAAACCUCAUAUUGUAAUCGCAACCCCUGGAAGACUUGCUGAUCUUCUAAGAAGCAAUGAAAAUAAUGUCAAGCUUAAUAAAAUACAGUUCCUUGUUUUGGAUGAAGCUGAUAGAUUGCUUGAUAAACUAGAUGGAGAUUUUACAAAUGAUUUAAACCUUAUUUUUAGCUCACUUCCAAAAGAAAGACAAACUUUACUAUUCAGCGCCACUCUCACAGACACUUUAAAUGAAGUGAAAGAAUUAUCAACAAAAAGUCCAUUUUUCUGGCAGUCAGACAACAAAGUUAGCACAGUUGAUAAUCUUGACCAACGAUACAUUCUUCUACCUGAACAUAUAAGAGAUGGAUAUCUUGUCUAUAUUUGUAAAGAUUUACUUGAAAAGCAACCGACUCGAUCAAUUAUGAUUUUUACUAAGACAUGCAAAAACUGUCAAGUACUUGGUAUGCUGCUUCAAAAAGCUGGUUUCCAGUGUGUUGUGCUUCAUUCACUGAUGAAGCAACGAGAAAGACUGACAGCUUUGUCCAGAUUUAAAUCGAGUAACACACGGUUGCUAGUAGCAACAGAUGUGGCAGCUCGUGGGUUAGAUAUACCAGUGGUUCAGGUGGUAAUCAACCAUAAUGUACCUGGGUUGGCAAAGAACUAUAUCCACAGGGUUGGUCGUACUGCACGAGCUGGAAGAAGUGGAAUCUCAAUUACUCUUGUUACGCAGUUUGAUAUACAUAGAGUACAAAGUAUAGAAGAGCACAUAAAUACAAAGUUAAAAGAAUAUGAAGUUGACGAACGGGAGGUGUUAAAAAUUCUUACUAAAGUUAAUGUCAUGAAGCGUGAAACAGAAUGGGUAUUGGAAGAACAAAAAUUCGGAGAGAAGAAGAAAACAAAUAAAGAUAAAGCUUUAAUAUUGCAGGGAAAGGAUCCAAUUACUGAAGCUAAGAAAAGAAAAAGAGAAAAAUUUUAUCGAAUUAAAGAAGAAAGAAAACAAAAUAAGAAACGAAAAGAAACUGUUUCUUGAUGUUUUGUUAUUGGACUUUAAAUAAAUAAAAUACAGUAGUAG